AUGUCAUCCGAGGCUAUCAAAGCGACUCUUGCGCAAUGGGACUUCUCUAUAGCUUUGCAUGGUUCUCACCGUCGCGAAUCGGUUGUGUCUCCUCUAGAUCAACCCCUUCCCACCGUCUCCAACAAUCCUUCUCAUCCGAGACAGUUCUCGUCUCAACCGAUGGAGACUGAUGAGCCAGGGGAGGAUUACUUCCCGCGCUUCAAUUCCUCCAUCGGGAACUCAUUCCUGAUGUCUGGUACCCAUUGGCCGUCUCCUAUGUCUACCAAUAAAGAUGAGGAGACCCUCAACGUCAUUCGUGAAGCAAUCCCACGACCUUCUCUUCUCCCCUUUCGGGAGACACAUGCGGCUUCUGAUCUGCAGAUUCUAAACUUCUACGUUGAAGACCCAGACACAGUCUACCUCGAAGUCAAGUUUCCCGACAUGCAACCCAUCAUACUGAGAGAAGAAAGCGUACAACAGAUCAACGAGCCGGCUGUCAUCGAUUUCUGGCGGCUCUCUGGGAGUAGAGAGUAUGCCACUGGCAUAGGAAAGCGUCACGUCUUUUGUGUUCUGGGCUACCGCGUUUUCUACCUUCCGAACGCCUCGUGGGUUGAAGCUGACUUCGUCCGACGUAGUGCGCCCGAAAUGGUCCGGGCAUUCAAUUCUGAGCGCCGGCUUUCUUGCUACAGAGGCUCUACUGGGGAGAUGUUUACCAUCAAGACUGCACCGCGCUGUUCUGAGAUGGCUAAGGGGGUAACGUGUAAUGGUUGUAUGGGCUGUGGAGGCGGAUGCAACCGUCGCCAUGAUUGA
Fusarium redolens is the source of this 789-nucleotide messenger RNA. RefSeq lists its product as uncharacterized. Bases 1 to 789 code for a protein of 262 amino acids. The record is from RefSeq and is a predicted model, not a curated record. Lineage: Eukaryota; Fungi; Ascomycota; Sordariomycetes; Hypocreales; Nectriaceae. The transcript has 3 exons.